GCAUCUUCCGCUAGAACGUGGACAGAUACAGCCGCCCUAGCUCUUAUCUUUGCACAUUUAAUGAGGGGAGCGCUUUGGGAGCGAGCGCGCGUGCCAAAUGUUGGAGCGUCGGACUUCGCGAAAUGCUGUACGGCAGCAUACACAGACACGCUCAUCGGGUGUUGCUCUUUGUAUGCUGGUCCGUGGACCCCGUGCAGGGGAAUGGACUACAGAUAUGGGACCUGACACUCUUUCUGAAGAAUCUUCGGUUUAUUGUUACAAAUACAUAUUUGUAUACAGCGGAUGGCCUUGUUCGUCAUCAAGAUGUCGGUAUCCCUAUGGGUACAAACGCUGGUCCUGAGAUUGCCAAUCUUACACUCUAUUGGGAUGAGGCGCAGUACGUGGACAACCUGCAGCGUGUGGAUCCCUCUGCUGCUCGCCGAUAUGCUUUUACAUAUCGGUUCAUUGAUGAUGUUCUUACCUUUGAUUGUCUGCCACCAUCAUCAGCCCAUUAUGGUCUUGAAUGGAAGGAGACCACCGCGACAGAUGGCUCGUGCACCUUCUUAGGUGCGAAACUGCAGACACGAGCAGACGGAUCUCUCAGAUUGAGUGUGUUUGAUAAGACCGUUGCAUGGGAUUUUCCUGUUAUACGAUAUCCUAGUGCAACGUCGAACAUUCCAUCUCAUCAGCCUGCAGGUGUGUUCACUGGCCAGUUUACGCGGUUUGAGCAGAUCUGUGACAAUUGGCGUGAUUUCAAAACGGCAGCAACCAUGCUUGUCCGCCGUUUGCUCUCGCGUGGUCAUGCUCCGUCAACACUGGCCUGUGGAUGGACUUGUUACAUUCGAGCUCGCCAGCGUCGACAUCCAAUACAUGUUGCCAUUGUCGGCUCGGGCGUUUCCGGGCUGUCUGCGGCAUGGGAAAUCGUGAAGGCAGGGCACGAAGUGGUUCUGUACGAAAAGGACAACCACGUGGGAGGCCAUGCAUGGACACUGAACGUGGACGGCAUUGCGGUUGACGUCGGUUUCAUGGUCUUCAACAGGGUGACUUAUCCAAAUCUGGUGAAGUUCUUCGAAGAGCUGCCCGUCGAGAUGGAGCAGUCGGACAUGUCCUUCGCUGUGAGCCUGGAUGGGGGUCGCGGUUGCGAAUGGGGCAGCGCCGGGAUCGGGGCCUUCCUGGCUCAGAAAAGCAACGUUGUCAACCCUCCGUUCCUUUUCAUGAUUCGUGAGAUGCUCAGAUUCGAACGCAAUGUGCUAGAGUUCCUCAAGCGUGAGGAGGGCAAGGAGGCAGGCAUGGCAGAAAAUAGUGAUACCCUAGGGCACUUUCUAAACUCACACGGCUACUCUCAGAAAUUCCGACAGUGUUAUUUGAUUCCUGUCUGCGCAUCAAUUUGGUCCUGUUCUGUGCAGACUGUGCUCGAUUUCUCAGCCAUGGAGGUCUUCCGCUUCCUUCGCAACCACCAUAUGUUGCAGCUCCUUGGCAGGCCUCAGUGGUUGACCCUGAAGGGCAGAUCUAAAACUUACGUCAACAAGGUGGUCCAAAUGAUGGAGAUCCACGGCUCCCAAGUGAGGACCAAGUGUGGGAUUGUCUCUGUCAAGCCAAAUAAUUCCUCUUCGGGCGUGGAGAUUACCGAUGUUGAGGGGAGGAAGGAGAAUUUGGGAGAGACGGGAAGACCUGUCCUGGUCACACUGAAUCCAGAGAAGACACCACAACACCUAGUUUCAUCCUGGAAAAUGGAGCACCCCAUUCCCACAGCUGGGGCAGCGAAGGCGGGACGAGAAUUAAAAGCCAUUCAGGGAAGCAGAGGGGUCUGGUUCUGUGGGGCCUAUCUAGGUUACGGCUUUCACGAAGAUGGAUUCAAGGCGGGUCAAUCAGCAGCCAUGGAUCUGUUGGGCAAGCCAUUCCAAUCUCUCCCCCUUGUCAAACAGUUUGUUCCAUCCUAUUUGGAGUCCUUUGCAAAAUGGGUCGUUCUUCAGUUUCUUAAGGACUUUAUCAAAGUCGGUCACUUUGAGUUGCUUGAAGCAGGUGGUUCCGUUAUGUCUUUCGGCGAACCAGUCACAGGAAUAAACCCUGAUAUCAAAAUUACCCCAUUGCGGUGCAGUGUCCGGGUCAUACGACCUGCAUUCUACUGGAAGGUUGCAACAAGAGCUGAUUUAGGAAUUGCAGAUGCUUAUGUUGAUGGGGAUUUCACUUGCGUCGGGGACAUGCUUGACCUCCUUCUGGUAUUGAUCGCCAAUCGGGACCGGGUCCGUGCUCCUGGAAAAGUGGAGAGGUCCACAAGGCCUUGGUGGAAGCCGCCGUUGCUUACUGCGUGGUUGGGGUCUGCUAUGGCAUACUUUCGACACAUGACAAGAAACAACACCCUGACAAUGGCGAGGCAGAAUAUCGUUGCACAUUACGACUUGAGCAAUGAUAUGUUCAAGCUGUUUCUUGAUGAGACAAUGACCUACUCUUGUGCCAUCUUCAAGGAUCCCAGUGAGAGCUUGAAAACUGCACAGCUGAGGAAACUUCAUGCUCUCAUUGAUAAGGCAAGGAUCAAGCCUCAUCACAGGGUCCUGGAGAUAGGUUUUGGGUGGGGGAGUCUGUCGAUGGAGAUCGUACGGCGAGCAGGCUGCCAUGUCACCGGUAUCACACUGUCACGGCGGCAAUUGGAGUUGGCAGAGAAGCGUGUUCGCGCCGCAGGACUACAGGAUAAAAUUGACUUCAAGCUUGUUGACUAUAGGAAUUUACCUGGAAUUGGCUGCUUUGACCGCAUCCUAUCAUGUGAAAUGCUGGAGGCAGUUGGACACGAGUACUAUGGAACCUUCUUUCAGAACUGCGAUCGACUGCUUGCACCGAAUGGUCUCCUCGUUGUACAGGUUAUCUCAACUCCCGAAGAGAGGUAUGAGGAGUAUCGAAAGAGCUCAGAUUUCAUAAAGGAGUAUAUCUUUCCAGGAUCAACUUGCCCCAGUUUGACUGCCCUUGUGUCUGCCAUGGAAGCCUCGUCAUCAUUCAGUUUGGAGCAUGUUGAGAACAUCGGCACACAUUAUGCGACCACACUUCUGAGAUGGAGGGAGAAUUUUAUGUCACACAAGCGGGAGAUAAAGGAUCUAGGAUUCUCUGAUGCAUUCAUCCGGACUUGGGACUACUAUUUCACAUACUGCGCAGCAGGUUUCCAGACGCGAACCCUCGGAGAUCUUCAGCUUGUCUUCUCUCGCCCUGGCAAUGUGGAAGCUUUGGGUUUACCUGGCGUACUAUGAAUUGCAGCAGGUCCACUGAAACUUUUCAACGUUGAGGAGGUGGUUGUUCUCCACCAAACCUGGGCCCUCAGCUGGGCCAAACAGUUCCGGGCCAAACCUGGGUCAGUUAUGGGCCAAACCCUAAACCUGGUCCACUUGUGGGCCAAAAUCUGGCCCAAUCCUGGGCUUUCAGCUACAGACAGGUGCAACCAGUGUUGGCGCGGCAAGCAAUUUCUUGAGCGUAUCCUCAGCCUCCAUCCAUAUCAAUGGCUGCAAUUGUCGGAUGGCGUCAGAGGGAGUGGUGGCGUGAGCUCGACUUUGAAUGACAUCUGAGCAGCAGCGGGCCGGCUAGACCAAAGCGAAGUGAGAUGCAUGAACAAUCGCUCGAUGGUAGCAUGUCCAAUCAUCAAACUGUUGAUCACAAUCAACAGCCAAAUUUGGC
Chara braunii is the source of this 3636-nucleotide messenger RNA. NCBI's taxonomy places the organism in Eukaryota, Viridiplantae, Streptophyta, Charophyceae, Charales, Characeae. The record is from the annotation of a GenBank genome assembly.